CCUAACAACAUGGCUGAGACAGGAAACUACCAACCUCUCCGUGGUGGCUACAACAACCAACUCUAUAACUCAACUGCUCAACAGCAAUCUUCAGCCAAGUCAACUCAGCUUGCUAAGGCUGCCACUGCCAUCACUGCAGGCGGAUCACUCUUGAUCCUCUCUGCUUUGGUGACGACCGGCACAGUUAUCGGUCUGACCAUUGUCACGCCAUUGUUCGUGAUAUUCAGUCCGGUACUAGUGCCGACCGUGAUCACGGUGGCACUAUUGACCUUGGGAUUUUUGGCUUCCGGUGGAUUCGGUGUGGCAGCGAUCACGGUGUUAGCGUGGAUCUACAAGUAUGUUACUGGUAAUCAUCCACCUGGCGCUGAUCAAUUGGACACAGCGCGUCAUAGGUUGAUUAACAAAGCGCGUGAGCUUAAGGAUUACAGUCAGCAGCAAAUUAGUGGGGCACAGAGUUCUUAAGUCUGCACUUGCAUGCAGUGGAUUCUCUCUCUCUCUCUCUAAACCUUUGUUAUUAUUCUCUUUUAGUUUUUGUUGUAAUUUUCGUUUAAUGUUGGUCACCUCACCUCUUCUUGUAUCUUCCAAAAAAUUGUAGCUGAGAGUAUUGAACAAAAUUGUGUUUUUGUUUGUUUGUAAUUUCAUUUUAAUGAUUCUUAUGUAGUCCUUAUUUAUGU
Trifolium pratense (red clover) is the source of this 674-nucleotide messenger RNA. Its product is annotated as oleosin Ara h 11.0102-like. The transcript has a single exon. Bases 10 to 462 code for a protein of 150 amino acids. NCBI's taxonomy places the organism in Eukaryota, Viridiplantae, Streptophyta, Magnoliopsida, Fabales, Fabaceae. Gene Ontology annotation, biological process: lipid storage; sexual reproduction. The record is from RefSeq and is a predicted model, not a curated record. Gene Ontology annotation, cellular component: extracellular region; membrane; monolayer-surrounded lipid storage body.